AUGGAGAUGAGAGGUAUUGUUCUGCAAAUGCAGGUGGAGUGGAAUCGGUUGCUUGCAUCCAACAGAUUUAAUAUGACAAUGUUGUACAAUGUGCUUAAUAAAAGGAUAGAUACUGUGGACUGGAGAUAUCUGUUCUAUAAGAACAAAGCUAGGCCUCGUGCUCAAUUCAUUGCUUGGCUUAUAUGUCAUGGAAAACAAGCUACUAAGGAUAGAUUGGUUAGAUUUAAUUUGCUAACUGAUGCCAAAUGUGACCUGUGCAGGAACUGUGAAGAGAGUCGAGCUCACCUCUUCUCUGAAUGUCCCUCCAACUAUGAUAUUUGGAAACAAGUUCUGCAGUGGCUGAGUUAUGAUCAUCGUCCCCUGCCUUGGCAUGAAGAAUUACAGUGGAUAAUGCAUGAAACAUCGAGGAAGGGCAGCAAAGCACAGCUCCUUAAAAUGGCGUUUGCUGAAACUCUUUAUGUGUUAUGGAAUAGGAGGAAUAAUGUCAUUUUUAAUCAUUCAAAUAGUAUAGACCAUGUAAAUAUCAUUAUAGAUGCCAUAGUUUACAAGAGUUGA
This is a messenger RNA of Vicia villosa (hairy vetch), 555 nucleotides long. RefSeq lists its product as uncharacterized. The record is from RefSeq and is a predicted model, not a curated record. The transcript has a single exon. The coding region runs from base 1 to 555 and encodes 184 amino acids. NCBI's taxonomy places the organism in Eukaryota, Viridiplantae, Streptophyta, Magnoliopsida, Fabales, Fabaceae.